AACUUUUUGUUUGCCUUUCUAAAAUUCUAUCUCCUGAAAAUUUCUUCCGUAUAUUUCGUGAAAAUGUAAAUUGCAGUUUAUGUAUGGCAUCGUGAUGAGCAAUAGGAAAAAUGGCAUGCAUGAAGUUGGGUUCGAAAGCAGAUGUGUUUCAGUUGGAGGGCCAAAGUUGCUGUUGAGACUGCUCUCUUCAGGCUCUGCACCACUGGCCUUCCUAGCGAUGUUCGUGUCGAAGCCGGAGAGAUGUCCUUCCAUCUUCACAAGUUUCCUCUUCUAUCAAGGAGCAGAUUGCUCGAGAGAAUGAUCCAAGACAAGGAUGAUCAAGCCAAGAGCGUGUUGUCUCUCCACGAUUUACCCGGUGGAGCUGGCUCGUUCCUCCUCGUAGCCAAGUUUUGUUACGAUGUCAAGUUCGAGCUCACUUCAACCAACGUGGUGAGCCUGAGAUGCGCAGCCGAGCACCUCCAAAUGACAGAGGAUUACGGAGAAGGCAACCUCAUCUCGCAGACAGCAACUUUCCUUGAACAAGUGCUCAACACUUGGGAGGGCACCGUGCAAGCCCUCGAGACCUGCGAGGCAGUGCUCCCCUUCUCAGAGGAGCUUGACAUUAUCUCAAGAUGCAUCGACUCCCUCGCUGACAAGGCCUGCGAGGAGCGGGGCUGGCCUCAGCGUUACCACCACAGCCCGGUGUGGAAUGGGAUACACUCAUCUUCGGAGCCUUGCUCCCCGGCUGGGGACUGGUGGUAUGAAGACGUGGCCGUGCUCAACCUCCCCCUCUUCAAGAGGCUGAUUGACGUCGUCACUUGUAAGGGGAUGGCGCCUAGCAGGAUAGGCGGUGCCCUGAUGCUCUACGCGAAGAGGCACCUCCCUUUACAUGGGAGAUCAAGGUCAGGCAGCUUCCAAGAAAGAACCCAUGAAUCAGAUGAGGAGCAGAGGACUCUGGUGGAGGAGAUAACCGAGCUGCUCCCCAAUCAGAAGGGUGCGACGCCAACCAGAUUCCUCCUCGAGCUUCUCAAGGUCGCCAUGAUCUUGGAUGCUGGGGCGGCCUGCAGGGAGACGUUGGAGAGACGGGUUGGGGCGCAGCUGGAUCAGGCGGUCCUGCAGGACCUUCUGAUCCCGAAUACUGUCCCCUUGGAGGAGACCCUCUACGACGUGGAGUGUGUGCAGAGGAUAGUUGAUUACUUCUUGGAUAUGGUUGGAGAUGAUGAGUAUGAGGGGGAAGAGGAGCAAUCUGUCGAAGGGUUUGAUUCGCCCCCACUUAUGACAAUCGUGGCGAAUCUGUUGGAUGGAUACCUAGCUGAGAUUGCAAAUGAUGUUAACUUGAAGUUGGAAGACUUUGUGCUGCUUGCAGCUUCGCUCCCCGACUAUGCCAGGUCGUUGGACGAUGGAAUCUACCGUGCCAUCGAUAUAUACCUAAAGGCACAUCCAUGGUUAACAGAGCAAGAGAGGGAGCUGGUGUGCAGGCUGAUGAACUGCCAGAAGCUAUCAAUAGAGGCGAGCACGAGUGCAGCUCAGAAUGAGAUGCUGCCACUGAGGGUGACAAUGCAGGUGCUAUUCUUCGAGCAGCUGCGGCUGCGGUCCUACAUGGCCGGGUGGUUCGUGGUGUCGGACACCCUGGGAGGAGGGAGCAACGAGCGGCCCUCGGCAGUGAGCUCGGUGGCCGGAGGGGGAGGGGAUCAGAGCAUAACGUUGAACGAGGUGAGGGAGCGGGUGAGCCGCCUCGAGAACAAGUGCGAUAGCAUCAAACAUGAGAUAAGGAAGCUGGUGAGGACAAAGGGGAGAUGGGUCAACUUCUACAAGAGGUUUGGUUUGAAAGUUAGAACUAAGUCUUUUGAUCUCAAGUCUGAUGCCAAGUCGCCUACUAAUCAAGAUUGACUCACAUCUUUCUUUUCUUCUUCUUUUUCUUUACAAGAUUUUGAUGGUAUAGAUAUCAUAGGAUGCAGGAUUGUAGUGGUGAAGUUGGUUGAUUCAGUUUUAGACAUUCCUCUCUCUAGUUGAAUAUGUGAAUGAAUUCAGAUACGAGUUCCAGAUCUUCUA
Molecule: messenger RNA, 2031 nt
Organism: Salvia miltiorrhiza (redroot sage)
Lineage: Eukaryota; Viridiplantae; Streptophyta; Magnoliopsida; Lamiales; Lamiaceae
Product: BTB/POZ domain-containing protein At5g03250-like
Exons: 4
Coding region: 142-1869 (575 amino acids)
Molecular function (GO): protein binding
Source: RefSeq, a predicted model, not a curated record